Messenger RNA from Hyla sarda, 3508 nucleotides. RefSeq names its product receptor-type guanylate cyclase gcy-9-like. Gene Ontology annotation, biological process: receptor guanylyl cyclase signaling pathway; cGMP biosynthetic process; intracellular signal transduction. The record is from RefSeq and is a predicted model, not a curated record. NCBI's taxonomy places the organism in Eukaryota, Metazoa, Chordata, Amphibia, Anura, Hylidae. Bases 396 to 2534 code for a protein of 712 amino acids. The transcript is spliced from 9 exons. Gene Ontology annotation, molecular function: guanylate cyclase activity; peptide receptor activity.
UUUAUGUUUUCCUGUAAUACUGUUGUUUUUCAUGAGUUUUUGUGAUAUCUUUAUAUUUCUUUCUCGAUCACUGAAAUAACAUGGAAAUGGUCCGAGGAUGUGAAGUAGAUGCAAAAACAUAAAUACAAAUGACAGCAGCUUCUGCAGACACUAAGAUGUGUGGACACUGAAUAUGUGGAAUACUAUGAACUGCAUCACUAUUACCUUUAUAUGAAAAAGCCCUGGUGUAAGUGAAUUGCCCUGUAAUGAGAUGAGAUCGGAUGCUCCCGGCUCCUUUGUGCUGUAGAUCUGAUCUGGCCGGACGUCUCCUGGAUCUCCACAUGGGAAGGUGCAGAUAUUUGCGGACACAUCUUCAGGUAUCGGACCUGCGGAGGAUUCUCCUCUUCAUAUAAAUCAUGUCUGAGAAGGCUGCAGGCGGGAGAAGUGACCUGUUCAUCUCUGCGGCUCUGUCCUCUGCCUCCCUGAAGAGCAAGAUGACCCUGAUCCAUAGUAAGAUAUCUGUAAAGAGGAGCAGCCGGACCGAGACUGCAGGGGAUCACUGCAGAUGUGCGCCCCCGUGCUCCCUCGGAAGCGGUCGGACCGUCAGAAGGAUCCUGGCAGCCUGUCUGGUCUCUCUGAUCACCCUCCUCGGCUCUGUCUCCAUUGACUUACACGACUGUAUAAAGGAAUGGAGGAACACCAGGAUCGCUCUUCAAGCCUUCUCCUCCUGUACUGUUCUUACCGCCAUACGGUUCUUAGAACUUCUCCGAGACCAGAGAAAAUUCUGCUGUUGGGACGACUUCAACUCUACCGACAUACACACCAUCUUAGUCCGCAAGAUGCACUUACUGUGCGGGGAGUCUCAAGAACUACAUCACGAGGACUUGAGAUGCCUGGAAGAAGCCAACGUACGUCCCGUCUGUGACUUAUUCCUAGACAAGGUUAUAGUCAAGCUUGUGAAUCAGUCCGACGUUGGUCACUUGUUCUCGAUGGUCACCGACCAGUUAUUCGGUGACCUAAGUGAGUCCGUCAAUCUGAAUAUGGUAAAGAAGAACCCGGAGUGGGCAGACAUGUUGUCUCUUCACCUUCUGAUGAGAGUCACCGAGGACCUUCAUCUCAUGGACCAUUCUAGUCCACUGCCAUCUCCUGACCUUUCACCUUUCCUGUAUCAGGUGACUAUGAAACUGAACUACGCCCUGUUCUUAUCGGAUACCAUGAAGACGUGCUGGGCGCACAAUAACAAUAUGUCAGUCUACUUGGGUCACUUCCAGGACGUGUCUUUUGUGAGGCCACUAUGUACAAACUCUUCAAGGUGCGCUAAUCCGGGACUGUCCACCGGCCUGACGUCCAUACAAAAAUGUUUAUUUUGGGAAGGUUUCGAGAAACUCAGGAAUAAGUCGAAAGAGACGUUGUCUACGCUCAGUUUGAAGGUGACGCUCCUGAGCGUGUCUUGUCUCAUAUACCCCAUCGUUCUGGUUUCGUUUAAGCAGAUGACGGAGUGGAUACAGAACUACGCCAGGAGCCUCAAGGAGAGGACGGAAGAUCUGAAAAAGGAGAGACGCUUGGCGGAGGAUCUGCUCCAUCAGAUGCUGCCCAAAUCUGUAGCCAAGCAGCUGAGGAAGAAUAAGCAUGUGGAGGCCGAAAGCUUCGAUCAGGUUACUAUCUUCUUUUCAGAUAUCGUGGGGUUCACUUCGAUUUCCGCUUCCUGCACCCCUCUACAGGUCGUGGAAAUGCUGAACAACUUGUACAUCUGCUUUGACAGUAGGAUAGAGUCCUACAAUGUGUAUAAGGUGGAAACAAUUGGUGACGCUUAUAUGGUGGUUAGUGGGUUACCGGAGAGGAACGAUGGAAAACACGCAGACGAAAUCGCAAAAAUGUCCCUGGACCUGGUGGCGGCCGUUCGGCAAGUGAUCAUUCCGCACAUGCCAAGUGAGAGGCUGCAGCUGAGGGUUGGAAUACACACCGGACCCUGUGUUGCUGGAGUUGUUGGAUACAAGAUGCCGCGCUACUGCCUGUUUGGCGACACAGUGAACACCGCCUCCCGGAUGGAAUCUACAAGCUUACCUCAGAAGAUUCACAUCAGUUCUGCCACCUACCAGGUCCUGCUCAUCGACAACGCUUACGAAAUCGAGCCCCGCGGGGAGAUUGAAGUGAAGGGCAAAGGGAAAAUGAAGACCUAUUGGCUCAUUGGAAACAAGAACUACAGUGUGCAGAAUGACAGUCUGGUCUGCCACUGGAACCCCGAAAUCUCCAGGCGGAAGAAGAUGGAGAGCAGCCUGGGGUCCGGACUCCAGUCACUAUCCAGCAAUAUCCCAUCAGAUACAAGCCGGGUGAACACACCUCGAAUUCAGGAGGAGUUGUCUAUACAAGAUGGCGGCACCGGACCCCAAACUUCUUCCCCAAAAACUGAGGAGACAAUGACCGGAAAUGAGCCACAGAGCAAAUUCCCAACUCUGGAACUAGUGGUCCCUGUACGGUCAGAUCUGGAGUCCCCCAGACGCAGCACAUUAGAGAAGACCGUGGUCCUUCCAGGAUUUGUAGAAGAGUCCCUAUAAUGGUGCAGGAUUCCCAUUCAGAAGAAUUGUGUAGCAGCAGAAUGCAAGGCCUGUCCAUUAGGCUCAGUUGGCCUGUGCCUAGGGGCACCAGAGGUUGGGAGCCCAUCCUAAUAAAGUGCUCUUUGUGAAAGGGGCGGAGCCAUGAAAUGGGGGGUGUGGCUUAAGGCAACAAUGUACUUAUGCCAACAGUCUGAUAAGAUGUGGCCGAGUUAAGUAAAGUGGCUUUUUCGGCUGUUGCGAAACUACAACUCCCAGCAUGCUGUGACAGUCACAGGCUAUUGAGGCAUGCCGGAAGUCUGAGUUCUCUAAAACCUGAAAUGCUACAAGAAGAAACCCACUAGAUAGGUAGAUUAGGCCGGAGUAAUGAAGAAAACUGUGUCCCUGUAAUGGGACCCUUCGCACAAGGACACCCUUUUCUGCUUUAAAACCGGCUCCCCCUCACUCCCUAACCCCUAACCCUAAUACUAACCUCUAGCCCUAAUCCUAGCCCCUAAUUCUAACCCCUGAUCCUAACCCUUAACCCUAAUCCUAACCCUGACCCUUAACCCUAAUCCUAACCCCUAAUUCUAACCCCUGAUCCUAACCCUUAACCCUAAUCCUAACCCCUGAUCCUAACCCUUAACCCUAAUCCUAACCCUGACCCUUAACUCUAAUCCUAACCCUUAACCUUAAUCCUAACCCCUAACCUUAAUUUAAUUUUGUCCAGCCCAUUUUUGGAGUUUGGUGACAUUAUGUCCAAUUAGCUUUUUUUCCUCCCUUUUUUGGUUUAGUCCCAAUACACACAAAGGGAAUAAACAUGUGUAUAGCAAAACAUGUGUUACUGCAAUCCUUUCCUGUGAGAGAUACUCAAUUUUCUUGAAAAACUUCAGGGGUGCCAACAUUUACAGCCGUGACUGUAAAUGGUGCUCAAGCAGGUGCUGGAAAAAAAUGAUAUACGGUACUUACUUUCCCCACUACCCUGCCGCCGCUGUGCA